Molecule: messenger RNA, 1215 nt
Organism: Candidula unifasciata
Lineage: Eukaryota; Metazoa; Mollusca; Gastropoda; Stylommatophora; Geomitridae
Source: the annotation of a GenBank genome assembly
AUGAGCCAUUCCGAUAAUUUCAACUGCAACUUUCCAGCAGAAAAUAUGAAAAAUGCAGAUACUUUUUUAUUUACUUCAGAAUCUGUUGGCGAGGGUCAUCCCGAUAAAAUCUGUGACCAAGUCAGCGAUGCAGUUGUGGAUGCCUUCCUGCGUGUAGAUCCAUAUGCUCGCGUCUCCUGUCAGUGUGCAGCAAAGACAGGCAUGAUUUUUGUCUGUGGAGAUGUGGUAUCAAAAGCUCAUGUGGAUUACCAGAAACUGGUUAGAGACACCAUUAAAAGCAUUGGCUAUGAUGCAAGUGUUAAAGGAUUUGAUUACAAGACAUGCAAUGUGCUUCUGGCUGUGGAAGAGCCCACGGAUAAGGACAUCUCAUCCAGCCACUUCUACCACGAAGCUGACAGCGUGGAGCAGGAGAACGAUCCUGCGGGAGACCAGGGACUCAUGUUUGGUUACGCUACAGAUGAAACAGAUGAGUGUAUGCCACUGACCAUUCUUCUCUCUCAUAAACUGAAUAGAAAAAUAGCUGAGCUGAGAAAGUCAGGUGGGCUACCUUGGGCUCGACCAGACACAAAAACUCAGGUGACAGUUGAGUACAGAAUCGAACACGGAGCAACAGUGCCUGUGAGGGUUCAUACAGUGGUCAUCUCUGUGCAGCACGAUGAGCAUGUCACUCUGGAGCAGCUGAGGAAUGACUUGAUGGAGAAGGUGAUCAGACCAGUGAUCCCAGCCAAGUAUCUGGAUCAGGACACUAUUUACCACCUGCAGCCUUCUGGACGGUUUAUCAUUGGAGGACCACAGGGUGACGCUGGCUUAACAGGCAGGAAGAUCAUUGUGGACACUUACGGGGGAUGGGGAGCCCAUGGAGGUGGAGCACUCUCUGGGAAGGAUGGAGCAAAGAUUGAGCGCUGCGGGUCCUAUGCUGCUCGGUGGGUGGCCAAAUCUUUGGUGAAGUCUGGCUUGUGUCGUCGAGCUUUGGUUCAGAUUUCUUAUUCGAUGGGAGUAGCCGAGCCACUGUCCAUCACAGUAUUUAGUUUUGGCACCUCACGAAAGAGCGAGGAGGAUCUGUUAAAAAUUAUUCGAGACAAUUUUGAUUUGCGACCUGGAAAAAUUGUCAAAGACCUGCAAUUGCGUCGACCAAUCUUCCAGCAGACAGCCUGCUAUGGACAUUUCGGCCGUGAGGAAUUUCCCUGGGAGGUUCCCAAAAUUCUCACUAACUGA